GUGUGUAUGUCACUUUCGUUGAAUUCCCGAAGAAGAAGAACUUCGAUCUUCAAGUUAGUUGAGAAAGAAAGAGGACCGAAAUUCUUGUGUGCAGUACUUCUCUUGAGCUCAAACAAAUUGUCUUUGUUUGUAUUUAACACAUUACUUGGAAAUACUAGUUGGAAGCUGAUUUCUCUCGGCUCUCUUGGCGGUUCCGUGAUCUCACCGCGGUUUUCUGUUUAGGAUGCCUUAGUAGGAGCUGUCAGUUGUUCUCUGAGGCAUCAUAGUUCAAACCUACGAAGUAGAGGGUCAUUGUGGCCUUGACGGCCUGAAGCGCAAGCUGUGUAGCCACUAGCAGCACCUUUCCAGUGGGCACACUGUCCAGCUAUCAUGGCAUUCUUCAAGAAUGUCUUCGGUAGGGCCGGGAAGAAGGAGAAAAGGGAGUUCCCGAACAUCACAAUGAAUGUGGACCCUGAGGAGCACUGGGAACUUGUCGGAGAGCUUGGUGACGGAGCAUUUGGAAAAGUUUAUAAGGCCAAACAUAGAGAGAAUGGCAGAAUAGCAGCUGCCAAAAUUGUCGAGCUAAAUUCGGACGAAGAUCUGGAUGACUUUGCGGUGGAGAUCGAUAUCCUCGUGGAGUGUGCAGAAUCCCAGUAUGUAAUCAAGCUGCACGAGUCAUACUUGUUCAAGAAUAAGCUUUGGAUGCUCAUUGAGUUUUGUGCUGGCGGUGCAAUGGAUGACGUCCUUCAAGAGCUUAACCAUGGACUUAAUGAAGGGCAGAUGAAAGUAGUGACUCGACACAUGUUUGAGGCCCUCGCGUUCAUGCAUGACAAGCACAUCAUUCAUCGAGACUUGAAAGCAGGCAACCUUUUGCUCUGCUCCGAUGGCAUGGUCAAACUUGCUGAUUUUGGAGUGUCGGCACUCAACAAGAAUGCAAAACAAAAGCGCGACUCUUUCAUUGGUACCCCAUUCUGGAUGGCACCAGAGGUGAUAGCAUGUGAAACGAAUAAGGAUAUUCCCUACGACUACAAGGCGGAUAUCUGGUCAGCGGGAAUCACAAUGAUUGAGCUGGCAGAUGUUAACCCACCCAAUUAUGAGAUGCAUCCCAUGCGCGUGCUAUUCAAAAUUCCCAAGGCUGACCCACCCACCGUCUUAGCCCCACGGAAAUGGUCCAAGCACUUCAACGACUUUGUAGCCAAGUGUCUGGUGAAGGAGCCCGAUGACAGGCCGACUGCGCUGGAAAUGCUCGAGCACCCUUUCCUGCAAGGCGUUGACUCUACACAGGAGACGAAAGUCCUCUUUGCUGAAAUUCGUGCAGAUUUCGAGGACAUCAUUCAGGAACUCGACGAGCAGACCACAGAAUCGGCUACGAAUGACUCCAUGGACGUCCCUGACACAAAGCAGAGUUCCCCAUCCCAGGGUAGUCCUUCUUCAACGGGCUGUAGCUUCAAUCCGCCAGAGUGCUCAAGAUCUAACUCCUGUGCGAGUCUGAAGACAACAUCGAAAGAAGAUGACAAACCAAGCAACUUCAAGACCCUGAAACGAGUCCGGACUUACAAGGUUGACGGCAAGGAGUACUCUUCAACGAUGGAAGUGAUCAUUGAUGUUAACAAGGGUAAAUCUGUGGAACAGCAGGGCGAGCGGCUUUUGCAAGCCCAACGGAAACUAGAAGUUCGGGAACGGAAAAUCCUUCAACGUGAAGAAGUGAAGGAAACCCAAACGCUGUUCACCAUCAUUCAGCGCGACAAGGAGGAGCAGGAGCGCCGCUUUGAGAGCACACGACAGGAGCUGGAGAAGAAAUACGACAACCAGCUCGAAGGACUGGCCAGGGCACAAAAGAAGGAGAUGGAGAAGUUUGAGAAGAAGCAGAAAGACGACUAUCUGGUUCAGGCUAAACAGAUAAAGGCAACUCAAACAGAGGACCUGAAGAAGUUCAAGAAGGACAGCAAAACCCAGGAGAAGGCGGAGGAGAAAUCAAUGGCAUCGACGCUUGAGGCACAAUAUAAAAACAAGUCUGAGAGGAAGACAGCGCAGAAACGAUGGAAAACCGAGUAUGUAGAAUCAAUGAAUGAGAAGGAGAAGCAGUUUGAGCAAGAACAGCAGACAGCAUUUGAGCAGAACUGUGACUCGCUGAAACAAUCAAGUCGGGAUGCAUGUCGAGAUCUAGAGGCUGAUCUGCUAGCCAAACGUCAUGAGCUAAUUCAACGACGCGAGAUGGAUUACUGGGACAAUGAGCAGCGUCACUUCGACGAGCACUACCACCUGUCCAACACUCAGCUGAGGGAGGCAUUCCGUCUUCAGGGCCACCAGAUGACGGAACGCCAUAAGAAGGAAGUAGCCCAGCACAAUAGACGAACGGCCAUCAAAGUAGACAUUGUCAAUCGCCGACAUGCCAUUGAGAACAAGACAGUGCCACAGAACCUAAAGAAGCAGAAGGCUACUGCACUGGCAAACAUUCGCAAGCAGCUCAAGAAGAAGUCAGUGUCGCGGCACGAAGAGAAGGAGACACUCAAGAAGUGCGAGUCGGACUUGGUGAAGAAGCAAAAUGAGGAGCUAGAUAAGCUGCACCAGAAGCAGAGCGAAGAGCUAGAGGAAGUCAAUACAAAUGGUGAAACUGCGCUGACGGAGCUGUACGGCUUACAGGAACUUAAGAUUCAGGAGCUGAAGGAGCGAGAGGAUCAGAAACUCACUGAGCACUCCACAACUUAUAAGUCCCAGCUGGAGGAGUACGAUACACGACUGGCAAAGCGCAAGACUGAACUUGAGUCAGAGUUUGCACUGCAGCGAGAGCAGCUGCUCGCAUUCUACAAGGACCCGCAGAAUAAUAGAUCGCCCACUCCCCGCCGUCGUAUCAUCAACGGCACGUAACCGGGUAUUAGAUGAAGCAAUUGGCGAAGUGCCCUGCUUGCUCCGCGUCCAUUGCUGAAUUGCAUUUCAGGACAGUCCUGUUUGGGAGAGGGACGCCUCAUUGACACUC
This is a messenger RNA of Sycon ciliatum, 2956 nucleotides long. RefSeq names its product serine/threonine-protein kinase 10-like. The transcript has 21 exons. The record is from RefSeq and is a predicted model, not a curated record. Gene Ontology annotation, biological process: protein phosphorylation. Gene Ontology annotation, molecular function: protein serine/threonine kinase activity; ATP binding. Lineage: Eukaryota; Metazoa; Porifera; Calcarea; Leucosolenida; Sycettidae. The coding region runs from base 370 to 2847 and encodes 825 amino acids.